GGAACACUAGUGUGCGAGUCCUACUCGCACUUGUCUGGUUUUUUUCUCCUCUUGGCUACUUCCAAUACAAUCAGAAUUUGUUUUGAAAAUUUCGUUGAUUUUUGUGUAAAUUUUAAUAUAUUACAAUUAAGUGGGUAUAUUAAACGUAUACAAAAUUGCAGUUCAAAAAUGUCGUUCGAUGUAAAUUGGGACAUCGAUAAAUAUAAAGAAGACCACGAAAGCGACGAACAUUGGCAACUGCGGCGCCUUUUCAUGACUAAGUGGAAAAAUAAUUAUCCUGAAGAGAGAUUGGUUUGUCUGGCGAGAGUAUUUGCGAAUAUCGAGUUCAUGGGAUGCAGGUAUCCAAUAGAAGUUAUGCAAGAAGUGUCCAGCUUGUCAAAAGAGGUGGCCCAGGAGUACAGGAACAGCAAAAGAGGAAAACUCCAGAGAACUUUUGUGUCGGCCUCUGAUGCUGCGGAGGACCGAGCUAAAGGCAUCAAACGUCAGGGUGGAGUCAUAGUAGACGCACCACAAGCAAAAAGUUCCAAAAUCCAAUUCGUACCGCAAGGGCAGGUUGUUGAACCCGAAAGGGACAACGUAGUGGAUAAUGACAAAAUUGACAUAUCUGACGAUGACGAAGCAGAGAAUAAAAAUGGAGAAUCCGGUCAGGUUGAAAAGAAGCGUUCGGAAGUUGUUGACGCGAAUGAGUAUCUGAAGGACAUGGAAAGAGUGAAAUGUUUGGACGUACGGUUGUUCAAGGAGGGAAUGUUCCAUAGUAUUUUCGGAAGAAUGGUGCUGCUUAUACGGCCGUGGGCCGGCAAAUUAUGGAACAUACAGACUAGCUGUCAAGUGUGCGGUGUUAAUCUCCAGAAUUCUUACACGAACAACUUGUACAGUUUGACAUUGAACGGAAAACUCCUGGCCGAAGCGACCGGACCCACCAAGCAGGAGGCCAGGAGUAUUGUGGAGAUGAUGGCUUGGAAUAGGCUUAAAGAGGAAGUGAUCAGCGUUGUGGUCAAGGAGCAAUGGAUAGCCCAGGGCGACGCCCGGAUAUCCGUUAGUGACGUCACGGGGAAGAGGGACGACUUCGGGACGCCCGUCGAGAACAGCGUCGCUACUAAGAUGAUGAAGCUGAUGGGGUGGAAGGGCGGAGGCCUGGGGGCGGAGUCGCAGGGCAUCGCGGAGCCGAUCAAGCCUAACUUGCAGAUGGUGAAUCGCGCCGGUCUGGGCAGCCUCGGCUCGGACAUAAGGCAGUUGCGUAAAGCUGGUCAGGAUCUGAUGCAGCGCUAUCUCGCAUCGGACACUCUUGACCUGGAUUUGGUGUUCAGCAGCGAUUUCACCAAGGAUGAACGAGCGACGUUGCAUCAGAUAGCGCAGAGGGCAGGCCUGGCGUCGAAGAGUUACGGAGAUAAGGACAGAUUUUUGGUCGUGAAAAAGAAGCUAGACCCGUUCUCUCUGGCCCGAGCGGUCAUAGACAAGGGCGGUUGCACGCCGAAGUACCAAGUGUUCAUUCCCGCGGGACUACAACGGACUUCAAGACGAUAGUGUUGUGUGAAGUGUGAAAUAGUGAAGUGGUUUGUCGAUAAAUUGGGCGUAUCGAUAAAAUAACCAUUAAAGACAAUAGAAAUUCUAAAUAAAUCAAUAGUUGCCAGUAUUCGGCGUAGUUUAAAAAGUAAUGUGACUAAUGUGGUGUACCUACUUCUAUGGUCUUACAUUAUUUCAACUUUCGCACGGGUAGCAAAUCUUCCUCUUGAAUAACUCUAUCUAUUAUAAAACAACUGCAUCAAAAUCCAUUAUGUAGUUUUUAAGAUCUAAUCAGACAUACAUAUACAUACAUACAGACAUCAUACAUAUGGACAUAGGGACAGAAGCGGGAAUCGACUCUGCUUUAUAAUAUGUAGUGGUUCUAUGCGCAUACGUUCUGAAUAAUUUUGAUUUUGAUUUUUUUUAACAACAUUGGAUUCAAGGUUCCCUUUUUGACGUCAAACUAAAAUUGCGAUGCUCAGAGGUUUCAUAGCCUACUUAUGAGCAGUGACUAUAAUUCAGUUGAUGUAUGAUACGAUAUGCAAUAAAGAUUUUGAAUUGAAUUGAAACACUAUGUAUAAGCAGCAGAACAAACUACCCUGUAGCUUUCUGUUCAAAUGUAAUUUUUAGGCAAAAUAGAGCCUAGUAUUUAAAAUAAAGCUUAAUUUCUGUGACACAUCUUAAUGCACAUAUUUUAUUUGAAGUAGUAGGUACAUAAACAACAUAUCAAUAUUUGCAAUGGGUUAGCAAAUUACCACAAAUAUCUAAAUUAAAUUUAUUGAUAAAUAAUAAAUAGCUGAAUAUUUUGAUUGUUUAUUAUUUUUGACAACAGCUUAAUGUUUUAGUGAAGAAAAAUUUACGUUUACCUAGAUUUUCAGAACUAUAGCUAGCAUAAUUUCUAUGAGAAUG
Messenger RNA from Amyelois transitella, 2412 nucleotides. RefSeq lists its product as uncharacterized. The coding region runs from base 169 to 1524 and encodes 451 amino acids. The transcript is spliced from 8 exons. The record is from RefSeq and is a predicted model, not a curated record. NCBI's taxonomy places the organism in Eukaryota, Metazoa, Arthropoda, Insecta, Lepidoptera, Pyralidae. Gene Ontology annotation, molecular function: nucleic acid binding.